AUGGAACAGUUCAAUCUUCCAGUCACACAAAUUGGUAGGGCCGUACGAGUGUCAAGCCAAGCAAAGAUUCAAAGUACGCGGAAGCAACUUGAGGAAGUGAUAGAAAUUGUUCGAUCGGAUAUUGGCCGUAUCAUCGAGCGCGAAGGGCGUCUGCAGGAUCUUAACGCACGCGCCGACGAGAUGCAAGCUCGUGCGGAGCAGUUCUCGCGUAAAGCACUGCAGGUCCGCCGAAAUGAGUGGUGGCGUAGCGUCCGAAUGAUGAUGUCGGUUGCUGCUGUUUUCACUCUCGUCGUCACCGGCAUCAUUGGUACGUUUCCUAACGUAAUUGAAAUGAAGGAUAUGCGUAUGUAA
Gongylonema pulchrum is the source of this 351-nucleotide messenger RNA. The record is from the annotation of a GenBank genome assembly. NCBI's taxonomy places the organism in Eukaryota, Metazoa, Nematoda, Chromadorea, Rhabditida, Gongylonematidae.